AUGAUUGAGUCAUUCUUCUAUUAGAUAACAGUAGCUAUUUAAAUACUUCAGCAGAAGCUCACACAUUUUUAGUUUGUUGAAGUUCUCUUCAGCUUCACUCUCAUUCUUAGCAUGAAUCUGGAAAUGACUUGUGAUGACCUCAAGAUCAAGACUAUGAAGGACCAGCCUGAUGAGAAGAUAAAUGGAAAGAAAGCUAAAGGUCUUCACUUUUUUUCUUCUCCAUGGUGGUGCCUGGCAGCUGUGACUCUAGGAAUUUUUUGCUUGGUAUCACUGGUGACUAUUACAGUGCUGGCUAUGCAGUUAUCCCAGGUAUCUCAACUCUUAAAGCAACAGCAAACAAACCUUACUCAUCAAGAAAGUAAAUUGGAAGGGCAGAUCUUAGCUCGGCGACAGGCAGAAGAAGCUUCACAGGAGUCACAAAAAGAACUCAAGGAAAUGAUAGAAACUCUUGCCCGGAAGCUGAAUGAAAAAUCCAAAGAGCAAAUGGAACUUCACCAGCAGAACCUGGCUCUCCAAGAAGCUCUGAAGAGAGCAGGAAACUUUUCAGGACUUCAUUCAGAAAGUGAUUUCCCAUUCCAGUUCGGCAUUCUGGAUGGGGUUGUCUAA
Carlito syrichta (Philippine tarsier) is the source of this 606-nucleotide messenger RNA. It is a transcript of the gene OLR1, whose product is annotated as oxidized low density lipoprotein receptor 1. Gene Ontology annotation, biological process: cell death; inflammatory response; lipoprotein metabolic process. The record is from RefSeq and is a predicted model, not a curated record. Lineage: Eukaryota; Metazoa; Chordata; Mammalia; Primates; Tarsiidae. Gene Ontology annotation, cellular component: plasma membrane; signaling receptor complex. The transcript is spliced from 4 exons. Gene Ontology annotation, molecular function: low-density lipoprotein particle receptor activity. The coding region runs from base 112 to 606 and encodes 164 amino acids.